Molecule: messenger RNA, 2413 nt
Organism: Melampsora larici-populina 98AG31
Lineage: Eukaryota; Fungi; Basidiomycota; Pucciniomycetes; Pucciniales; Melampsoraceae
Product: cytochrome P450 monooxygenase
Exons: 3
Coding region: 444-2066 (540 amino acids)
Molecular function (GO): oxidoreductase activity, acting on paired donors, with incorporation or reduction of molecular oxygen; monooxygenase activity; heme binding
Source: RefSeq, a predicted model, not a curated record
CUCAUCAGGACGGUCGAUCUCAAUCCCAGCUACGACAAAACUUAUCUCCUGUACAUAAACCAUUGCUGUUUGAGAAUCAUUCACCUCCUUCCCAACUUUAUGGCGCCAAGUGGUUCUUACUACCCUUGUUCUUCUCCUUCCUUCUCAUUCUGCAUCAUCUCCUCAACCUAAUCUCAGAAUCUCUUAUAUCUACCUCUUUUAACAAUCAUAGUACAAUUGAUCUGGUUUUAUUUUGUGACUACCCUGCAACUUACUUUCAAUUUUUUUGCGCAUCACUGUAGUUUGGGUAUGAGCAAUCAAUGCCAGUGUUUCUUUUGACUCUUCAAUCCUCAAUGCAUCACAGCUCUUCACCAUUUGCUUAUCUACAUCUAACCUCGAGGUAUUCCUUCACAAACCAUCAUCAUCAUCAAUUUCAUCAUCUGCCGAACAUUUACUAGCUUUACAUGUCAUCCGCCAAUAACCCUUUCACUAUUUCCUCGCCAUUGUCUCAUCCAUCUGCUUUACCCGCUCCAAUUCAUUACCUUUUUGAGCUUAACCAUUGGCUUUUAGGAACUCUUAGCCUGGCUUUCCUUCUCCUCGCUAUCUCAAAUCGGAUUCUCCCCUUGUCUCAGUCUCCAUGUACAUCCCCACCUCUCGUCCCCACCUGGCCUUGGAUUGGUAGCUUGUUUGCUUACACUCGGGAUCCUGUUGGUUUUAUCCGAAGAAAUCAUACUCGUUACGGCAAUGUGUUUACAACCACCAUCCUGGGCUAUCGUUGCUCUUUUAUCCAGUCUGCGCCCCACGUUCACCGCUUUGCUACCUCUCCUCGUACAAUACUCGACGUAACAAGUGCUUAUAAGCUCAUCGCGUCUGGCGUGAUUGGUGAGGAGGCCUUCAUCGGACCCACUCGAACUCUCACUCGGCUAGUUUUUGCUCCUGCUCGCUUGGACGCUCUCGAUUGCCGUUUCUGGGCCUUGGCGGAGGAAAUGAUCGCUGGUAGACUUGAUCCCGAAUCUAAAUGUGAUCCUGAGUGGAAUACCCUCUCACCUACCGGAUGGCUUGAUAAUGUUGUCUUUGCCCUCGACCUUGCGGCUCUCAUGGGUCCUGUAUCACCAGAGGUUCUUCCACACGUGGCAAGUCUUUUUCGGGUGCUUGAUGGCGACUUGAGUCUUUUUGGACUCCUUGCUGCAGGCCGCUCACGAGCCCAGGCCAAGGAACAACUCCUCAACCUUCUUCGUGAUCAUGUGCGUGGCCAUAUCAAAAUCGCUGCUCGUCGAAUAGGCUCAAAUGAUCAUCUUCCGGAUCCCGAGCUACCCGAGGAGCUGCUCCGCUCCGAACUCGUACUCGAGUGUGGGAAACAAUGCGACGAAGUUUUGCGUGCUUACUACAGUGGAAGUGCCACACCCGCAAUGAUGGAUAUCAUUGAGCGAAAAGUCAACUACAUCGCAAUAUUCAUCUAUGGCUAUGUCUGGGCCGGACAAACCAACUCUGCAGCAGCCACAAUAGGUGCGCUUCAUGACAUACUUGAAUAUUCCCAGCGCACUGGACAAGACUUAGUGGGAGAGAUCCGGGAUGAGGUCGAAAAAUACGGUGGGUUAGGCGCGGUGUGCUAUAACAAUGUGAGCUGUUUGACGCGUUGUGUCAACGAGACGCUUCGACUAAGAGCAACGGGAGCGUGGGUACGACUGGCGGAAAACCCAUUUGAGCUCAAUAACGGCGUGACCUGUCCACCUGGAUUUGUGGUGGCUUCACCUACUCCCAUUUCCUCUGAUCCACUCAUCUAUGCUGAACCGGAAGUGUGGGAUCCAACUCGGUAUCUACGUCCGCCUUUUGCUUCUGGUGAAAUUCAACUCGACUCUCGUACUUGGCUUCCUUCACCAUCCAAAUUCCCAGCCUGGGGUAUAGGUCAUGCACAUUGCCCAGGACAACACCUUGCUUAUAAAAUGAUAUCAAUUACUCUCCUAACUUUCUUUCAACAUUAUGAUGCUCGACUGACAAAUGUACCAGCACCAAUUUUUCAAGAUGUGGCUGCCGCUGGCUUACAACGUCUUAAGACGGAAUACAAAAUUCAAAUUAAAAAAAGAUAAUCUGAGCUUUCAAAACAUGCAUAUUUCCUUUUUCUUCCAGUUUCAAUUUUAUGAUACAUUUGUACUUUCAACUUUUUGGAUCUUCUUUGGCUAUUCUUUUUUUUCAGUGUUUGCACUUUGAUUUGUGUUUGUUUUUCUUUGUCAAUACAAACCUGAUAGAUAUAUAGUCCUAGAGGCUUAAAAAUGUGCCUAAUAGUUUUCAUUUAUCUUUCAUCUCUCUUUGGAUCAGUGUUCAUAUUUUCAAGAAUGGUCGUUUCAAGAAUGGAAGUCAUGUAAUUCUUCCGAGACACGCUAGUACACCUGCUCUCCUGAAUGAAUAAUAUCAUCUACUGUUCUUCUGCCUCGAU